AUGGCAACUAAAUGCUGUUCUGCGGCCGAAACAUCCGGACUGGCCAAUACUCUCCAAGGACAUGUGGAUGACAUUCGCACUCUGAUACAGUGCGGUAUUUGCAUUCGACCUCUCUACGAACCUUUCACUCUUGCGUGUGGACACACUUUCUGCUAUUCCUGUCUAUCGUCAUGGUUCUCCGGAGGGAGAUCAAAGCGAACAUGUCCCGAUUGUCGAGCACCCGUCAAAUCCCAACCGGCACCAGCGUAUCUGGUCCGGGCGGUCGUGCAGAUGUUUACAGCUCGCGCUGAGCUUCUAGACAAGGGCGAAACGACCAUGGAGCAUACGAAAAAUCGACAAGAGGAAGCUGGGAAACUUGACCAAGACAAGUCGAAUAACCAUCCAACACAAGGGGGUCUAUUCGGCGGACUUUUCAGACCCAAAGCCCCCCCUCUAAAGCCCGUCAUUGACAUUGAUGAUGGGGUUAUGCGAUGUCCGUAUUGUUCAUGGGAACUCGAGGAAGGAGAGCAUUGUGCUGGCUGUGGCUAUCGAUACCGCCCUGGGUCCGAAACAGACGAGACCGAAUCAAGCGACGAGAGCGAAAGUGGUAGCGACCUCGAUUCACUAGAUGACAUGGACGACGAGGAGCCCGAGGAGCCCGAAGACGAUUUUGGAGACAUUGAUGAUGGCGUGUGGGGCGAGUUCGCAAGUCGAUAUCCUACCAAUGGUCCCACCUUUGGGAUGCCCUCUUUGCCAGGCUUUAUGGGUAGCUAUCAGACAAUGGCUCGCCUAGGGUAUCAUGGAUCCGCAAUGCCACCUGAACUCGUUUCACGAUUCACGGGAAACUACGGCCAGGACGAGUUUGAUUAUGAAGAAGACAUCGAGGAUGAGAACGAGUACGAUCAUGAAGACUCCUUCAUUAAUGAUGGAACCCAGCUUACGAAUGACGACUACGAAUCGGACUCGGAUCAUUCUACUGUUGUAAGCGGUUCUCAGCCUAAUGGCCCUCCCAGACCGAAUGUAUCUCGUCAUCAAAUACCACCACGCAUUGAUACAGAUACUGAUGGUGAAGAUGACGCCGAGGAAGAUUCGGAGGAGGUAAGUGACUCAGACUCAUCCGAUGAAGAUGAUAUCCGGGCUGCGCCUCCUCGACAGCCGUUUGGCAACGCACCUCGGCCUGUCUGGCGAGAGCCCGGCACCUCUCCAUGGGCGCAAAGGAUAGAAGACCAUCCUACUUCUUCUGCUGAGACUGUUGAAUCGAGCGAGAGAUCCGAAGAUUCGGAAGCUGCGAGCUCAUCGCCUCCUCGUCCUCCAGCAACCACAAGACCUAAUACGGGUCGUGGGCUCUCCCCUCGCAAUGCGAUUACCCUUGAUGAUUCCGACGACGAUCAACCUGUUGGCCCAGUGAGAAGAAAUACUCACAGACGGCGCAACAGAUACUCCCCAUACUAA
Penicillium arizonense is the source of this 1431-nucleotide messenger RNA. RefSeq lists its product as uncharacterized. The record is from RefSeq and is a predicted model, not a curated record. The transcript has 4 exons. Gene Ontology annotation, molecular function: metal ion binding. Lineage: Eukaryota; Fungi; Ascomycota; Eurotiomycetes; Eurotiales; Aspergillaceae. The coding region runs from base 1 to 1431 and encodes 476 amino acids.